UCAUAAAAAUAAGCGCCACUCUGCGUGCUCUCUCCAGGGACUGAGGCUUUCAUCGUUUCUUAUAUAUAUGCACGAGCCAAAUAGAUGCUCAGUCAGACCUUCAUAAUAAAACACAGAGCCAGCCUAGUUGUUACAAAAAAUUACAAUAUAAAAUUUUGUAGCCUACAUUGGGUACAUUUUAACUUUUGGAAUGACAACGUAUUUUGGAGGAUUUUAAUCCGUCCAAGGAUCGGCGAGCUUUGUCUUAUUUUCCCUGUCCUGCAUUUAAAUACUGCGCCUUGCAGAACGAAUCUUUUGGAUGAGUGCCUGGUCAUUGAGAUACAAGCUGCAUACAUCACUGCUUAACUCGAAGCAAAUACAGACAUUCACGAUUUGACAUUGAAACAUUUGAAGUUUGGAUGUUUAAUUGAGGUUCAUGUUCAGAAAUAUUCGACGGACUGGUUGUCACCAGAGAGCACCAAAAGGAUGGGAUAUGGAAACAAAACCCUGAAAGAAUGCACGGUCUUGCUUUGCGUUGCCAGCGUCCUGCUUUUAGCAGAGAGCAGAAGAGUGAAGCAACGUAGAUGCCCCGCAUCUUGUAUGUGCACCAAAGAUAAUGCAUUGUGUGAAAAUAUGAAAUCGGUCCCUCACAGCUUUCCACCUGAUGUCUUUUCCUUGUAAGUGCUUGGAAUUAAUAUUUUAAAAUUAUUUCAAUCAUAAUAUUGGCAAUGGCAUUAUGAUGGGGAUAUCGUAUGAUCUCUCUUUGUCGAGUAUUUUGAAGAUGUUGAAUGGAAUAAAUAACACCACAAAUAAAGCAGCUAAUUGAAAUAAUGCAGGGCUACAAUCAAAUUAAAUGGUUGAUAUCUUUUCAAUAACAUGAAUCUAUGUUCUGCUAUAUUGCCUCAUUUCUUUUGUACCAUGUUUCUAUUCAGAUCUUUUGUCAAGUCUGGAUUCACCGAACUCACUGGAGGAAGCUUCUUAAACACUCCAGCGCUACAUCUUCUGUGAGUUUGACGUUACUCAACGACGUUGUAUAAUAUAUGUUAACAUGAUGGUCCAUGUGCAUUAACAAAGCACAGCUCUGCUCCCUCAGAGGAAGAGCAGAAUUAUGUAAUAACACACUACAUGAACUUAGUGGGGCGUAGGAUGUUGGCUGCUGAGCUGAAACAAAAAUUGCUCAAUGAAAUGAAACCAAAAACUUUUCUCGGAAUAUUGUUAAUCCAUUACAGUAAAUCUAUUGUCUGAGGACCCACCCAUAGCUCACCAGGAAAACAUGCAUCUUGGCAUGGUGGUUUCCCUCAUGCCUAAUGAUGCAAACUGAUUCAGAGUUUGUGGAAAAUAUUAAUAAUACUGAAUAGGCUAUGCUAUGACAAGUUUGUUGGGACCACCUAUGUUAUUGUUAGAAGCUUGUGAAACAGAGUUGUUUUGGAAACGUAGAUUAAGAAAACAUUACAAGCGUGAACAGAAGGAUUAGGCUACAUGAAAAAAUGUUUUGCAGUGGGUUGCUUGGAAACUCAACCACAAUGUGAAAUAUUUAUAUUCAAGUGUGAGUAAAAACAAAAAUGUGACAGAGUGCUGGUUAUAGAAAUUAUAGAAUGUAAACUAUUUUUUUAACAGCCUAUUCACUGCCAACACGUUUGACUCAAUUGAUGAGGAUGCAUUCCUGGGUCUACCGCAUCUGGAGUACCUGUGAGUUGUACUCUCUCUAAUGGAUAAGAUCCUCAAAUGCAUCAUAUGAUGAUUAAAUCUCAAAAUAUGUUAUUACAUGUUAACUUCAUUCACAGGUUUAUCGAAAACAACAAAAUUGCAUCAAUAUCACAACACGCAUUCCGGGGCCUAAAAGCACUCAUACAUCUGUAAGUAUAAGAAUGUCCUUUUUUACUUUUUUACAAUUCGAAAUCAAGGAAAAUGUGUUAGAACAAUGGCCUUGUGGCAUUUGCAUAUUGUGUUAACCAUACUUGAAAACCAGAGAUUGGACAAGUCAAUAUUAUUCAAGUCACAAGCAAGUAUCAAGGUAUGAGUCUCAAGUUGAGUCCAAAGUAGAACGGGUCGAGUCUCGAGUCAAGUCCAAGACCCGCAUUCUAAGAGUCCAGUCACAUGUUUUUUGAUGUCAAGUCUCAAAUCAAGCAACCAAAAAAAAUGUAUACAUGCAAUGACUUGUUCAAAUACAAAUCUUUGUCAAUUGAGGCUACCAGACAGCCCUUUUCAUUAUUUUGUCUACAACACAUUUUGAUUAUGUAAUAAUUCAUUUUAACAACAAAUUCCAAAUGCAAGCUUCAUAAGUAAAUGAUCAAUUUCAAGCAAUUUUGACUUACCAAAAGAACAGUAGGCCUAUGCUAGUAAUUGUUGCUUGAUGCCACAUUGCUGGUGAGAUUGCAAAGUAAACAUUUAGCCUGAUAUUCUUGAUCACCAAGCUGCAUACAGUGAGGGAAAAAAGUAUUUGAUCCCCUGCUGAUUUUGUUCGUUUGCCCACUGACAAAGAAAUGAUCAGUCUAUGAUUUUAAUGGUAGGUUUAUUUGAACAGUGAGAGACAGAAUAACAACAAAAAAAUCCAGAAAAACGCAUGUCAAAAAUGUUAUAAAUUGAUUUGCAUUUUAAUGUGAGAAAUAAGUGUUUGACCCCCUCUCAAUCAGAAAGAUUUCUGGCUCCCAGGUGUCUUUUAUACAGGUAACGAGCUGAGAUUAGGAGCACAAGGGAGUGCUCCUAAUCUCAGCUUGUUACCUGUAUAAAAGACACCUGUCCACAGAAGCAAUCAAUCAAUCAGAUUCCAAACUCUCCACCAUGGCCAAGACCAAAGAGCUCUCCAAGGAUGUCAGGGACAAGAUUGUAGACCUACACAAGGCUGGAAUGGGCUACAAGACCAUCGCCAAGCAGCUUGGUGAGAAGGUGACAACAGUUGGAGUUGCAAUAAUCAUGAGAACGGUGAGGAAUCAGCCCAGAACUACACAGGAGGAUCUUGUCAAUGAUCUCAAGGCAGCUGGGACCAUAGUCACCAAGAAAACAAUUGGUAACACACUACGCCGUGAAGGACUGAAAUCCUGCAGCACCCGCAAGGUCCCCCUGUUCAAGAAAUCACAUAUACAGGCCCGUCUGAAGUUUGCCAAUGAACAUCUGAAUGAUUCAGAGGAGAACUGGGUGAAAGUGUUGUGGUCAGAUGAGACCAAAAUCGAGCUCUUUGGCAUCAACUCAACUCGCCGUGUUUGGAGGAGGAGGAAUGCUGCCUAUGACCCCAAGAACACCAUCCCCACCGUCAAACAUGGAGGUGGAAACAUUAUGCUUUGGGGUUGUUUUUCUGCUAAGGGGACAGGACAACAUUAACCGCAUCAAAGGGACGAUAGACAGGGCCAUGUACCGUCAAAUCUUGGGUGAGAACCUCCUUCCCUCAGCCAGGGCAUUGAAAAUGGGUCAUGGAUGGGUAUUCCAAGGCAACAAAGGAGUGGCUCAAGAAGAAGCACAUUAAGGUCCUGGAGUGGCCUAGCUAGUCUCCAGACCUUAAUCCCAUAGAAAAUCUGUGGAGGGAGCUGAAGGUUGCCAAACGUCAACCUCGAAACCGUAAUGACUUGGAGAAGAUCUGCAAAGAGGAGUGGAACAAAAUCCCUCCUGAGAUGUGUGCAAACCUGGUGGCCAACUACAAGAAACGUCUGAACUCUGUGAUUGCCAACAAGGGUUUUGCCACCAAGUACUAGGUCAUGUUUUGCAGAGGGGUCAAAUACUUAUUUCCCUCAUUAAAAUGCUAAUCAAUUUAUAACAUUUUUGACAUGCGUUUUUCUGGAUUUUUUGGUUGUUAUUCUGUCUCUCACUGUUCAAAUAAACCUACCAUUAAAAUUAUAGACUGAUCAUGUCUUUCUCAGUGGGCAAACAUACAAAAUCAGCAGGGGAUCAAAUACUUUUUUCCCAAACUGUAUGGCAAUCCUCUCUCCCUACAAUUUGAUGUUUGCGCUGCACCCGAUCCUACAGCUGUACAGCAAAUCAGCAAUCUGUUCGCUAGCUCAUAGGUUCUCCAACUUUUUGACCCGCAACCCCUAAAAAGGAGUGUUUCAAAGCUUGCGACUCCCACGCACGUACAUGCAUGCGUGCACAGGGCGAACAAGCGCGCACAAUCGCUGCGUAAAUGUAGCCUGUCAUUACAGCCGUAAAGGUGAUACAUUUUAAAAACGAAGAUACAGAAAUAAACUAAGUUUUACACCAGUAUAUUGAGCUGAAAGUCAUUCAUGUUAGCAGUCAAUAUCAACUAGGGAUAUCAUGUCACCGUCUACCUGUAGCCUAUACAGCAGAGGUUGAGGGUCAGAUGGAAAGCAUGGUCUGUCUGUAACUAUUUCUUCCUCACAAAUAUCGUAAUUUAUUUAAUAUGUUACAUCUUCAUCCUAUAAGUAUUGAAGGCAGUGCGAUGCUACAAUUAUCUUUAGACAUAUAGCCAGGUCCCGCCACUGAGGUACAGUUGAAGUCGUAAGUUUACAUACACCUUAGCCAAAUACAUUUAAACCGUUUUUCACAAUUCCUGACAUUUAAUCCUAGUAAAAAUUCCCUGUCUUUGGUCAGUUAGGAUCACCACUUUAUUUUAAGAAUGUGAAAUGUCAGAAUAAUAGUAGAAAGUGAUUUAUUUCAGAUUUUAUUUAUUUCAUCACAUUCCCAGUGGGUCAAUUAGUUAAUUAGUAUUUGGUAGCAUUGCCUUUAAAUUGUUUAACUUGGGUCAAACGUUUCGGGUAGCCUUCCACAAGCUUCCCACAAUAAGUUGGGUGAAUUUUGGCCUAUUCCUCCUGACAGAGCUGUUGUAACUGAGUCAGGUUUGUAGGCCUCCUUGCUCGCACACGCCUUUUCAGUUCUGCCCACACAUUUUCUAUAGGAUUGAGGUCAGGGCUCUGACUGAUGUCUUGAGAUGUUGCUUCAAUAUAUCCACAUAAUUUUCCUUCCUCAUGAUGCCAUCUAUUUUGUGAAGUGCACCAGUACCUCCUGCAGCAAAGCACCCCCACAGCAUGAUGCUGCCACCCCCGUGCUUCACGGUUGGGAUGGUGUUCUUCGGCUUGCAAGCUAUCCCCUUUUUCCUCUAAACAUAACGAUGGUCAUUAUGGCCAAACAGUUCUAUUUUUGUUUCAUCAGACCAGAGGACAUUUCUCCAAAAAGUACGAUCUUUGUCCCCAUGUGCAGUUGCAAACCGUAGUCUGGCUUUUUUAUGAGCGGCCUUUCAGGUUAUGUCGAUAUAGGACUCGUUUUACUGUGGAUAUAGAUACUUUUGUACCUGUUUCCUCCAGCAUCUUCACAAGGUCCUUUGCUGUUGUUCUGGGAUUGAUUUGCACUUUUCGCACCAAAGUACGUUAAUCUCUAGGCGUCUCCUUCCUGAGCGGUAUGACGGCUGCGUGAUCCCAUGGUGUUUAUACUUGCGUACUAUUGUUUGUACAGAUGAACGUGGAACCUUCAGGCGUUUGGAAAUUGCUCCCAAGGAUGAACCAGACUUGUGGAGGUCUACAAUUGCUUUCUGAGGUCUUUUGAUUUUCCUAUGAUGUCAAGCAAAGAGGCACUGAGUUUGAAGGUAGGCCUUGAAAUACAUCCACAGGUACACCUCCAAUUGACUCAAAUGAUGUCAAUUAGCCUAUCAGAAGCUUCUAAAGCCAUGACAUCAUUUUCUAGAAUUUUCCAAGCUGUUUAAAGGCACAGUCAACUUAAUGUAUGUAAACUUCUGACCCACUGGAAUUGUGAUACAGUGAAUUAUAAGUGAAAUAAUCUGUCUGUAAACAAUUGUUGGAAAAAUUACUUGUGUCAUGUCCUAACCGACUUGCCAAAACUAUAGUUUGUUAACAAGAAAUUUGUGGAGUGGUUAUAAAACGAGUUUUAAUGACUCCAACCUAAGUGUAUGUACAUUUCUGACUUCAACUGUAUAUAAUUAACCCACCCAGGGCCUAUCUGAAAUAUGAAAAUGAUCAAUGAAAUCACCAGAUAGCCUAUUGUUCUGGCAAAGAUGUGUCCGUGUCACGAUCGUCGUAUUGAACAGACCAAGGCGCAGCGUGAUGAACGAACAUGUUUAACUUUAUUAUCUUUAGUGAUAAUAGACACAAUCAACAAAACAAGAAACGACUCGUAAAGUCCACGGUAACAAUGACCAACACGGAACAAGAACCCACAAACACAAAGGGAAAACAGACAGUUUAAAUAUGGCUCCCAAUCAGAGACAACCAACGACAGCUGACACUCGUUGCCUCUGAUUGGGAGUCACUCUGGCCAACAUAGAAAUAAACACAACAGAAAGAACACACCCUGGCUCAACCUAUAGAGUCCCAGAGCCAGGGUGUGACAGUACCCCCCCCUAAAGGCGCGGACUGCGACCGCGCCUCAACUUGAACAAAACAGGGGAGGGCUGGGUGGGCAUUCCUCCUCGGCGGCGGUUCUGGCUCCGGCCUUGCCCACCACCCUCCAAUAAACCCCCCAUAGCGCCCCUGGUCCAGUCUGGCCCCGCUGGCUGGAGCUGAACUGGACGUAGCAGGAGCGGUUAGCUUCAGCUCCGUAGUGGAGCAGUUGACCGGUACCUUACCAGGCACCGGUGACCCAGGCACAGGUUGUGCUGGACUGACGACGCGCACCCCGGGCUUAGUGCGUGGAGGAGGAACGGGCCUUACCAGGCUGACGACGCGCACCCCUGGCCUGGUGCGUGGAGGAGGAACGGGCCUUACCAGGCUGACGACUCGCACCCCUGGCUUGGUGCGUGGAGGAGGGACGGGCCUUACCAGGCUGACGACUCGCACCCCUGGCUUGGUGCGUGGAGGAGGAACGGGCCUUACCAGGCUGACGUCUCGCACCCCUGGCUUAGUGCGAGUGGCAGGGACAGGCCGGACCGGGCUGGCGACGCACACCGUAGGCUUGGUGCGUGGACCAGGGACAGGCCGGACUGGGCUGGCGACGCACACCGUAUGCUUGGUGCGUGGAGCAGGGACAGGCCGGACUGGGCUGGCGACGCACACCGUAGGCUUGGUGCGUGGAGCAGGAACAGGCCGGACUGGGCUGACGACGCACCCCGUAGGCUUGGUGCGUGGAGCAGGGACAGGCCGGACCGGGCUGGCGACGCAUACCGUAGGCUUGGUGCGAGGAGCAGGGACAGGCCGGACCGGGCUGGCGACGCGCACCGUACACUUGGUGCGAGGGGCCGGAACAGGCCGGACCGUACUGGGGACACACACCACUGGCUCUACCUCGGGAUCUGGAACGGGCCGGACCGGACUGGUAACACACCCCAGUACCUCUCGCCGUGCCUCUACACCUUCCUUCCCUGCUUUGACCAUUGGCCCCCGUAACCUGGUGGCCUUCUGAAUCCGACCCUUUUCUGCCUCCGUCAGCCCCGUCGUCCAUGCCGUGUGCCCCCCCUAAAAAUGUUCUGGGGUUGCCUCUCGCCUGUCCGACGUUGACACUGCUGACGCCGCUGCUCCUCUUUCGCCAGGGCCUCUCCUGGCGCUUCCUCCCAUGUCCAGUCCAAGUUCUGCCCCGGGACACGCUGCUUGGUCCUUACUUGGUGGGUUCUUCUGUCACGAUCGUCAGGGAGAGACCAAUGUGCAGCGUGUUGAACGAACAUGGUAUUUAUUAUCUUCAGUGAUAACAUACACAACCAACAAAACAACAAACGACUCAUAACGUCCUCGGUAACAAUGACCAACACGGAACAAGAACCCACAAACACAAAGGGAAAACAGACAGUUUAAAUAUGGCUCCGAAUCAGAGACAACCAACGACAGCUGACACUCGUUGCCUCUGAUUGGGAGUCACUCUGGCCAACAUAGAAAUAAACACAACAGAAAGAACACACCCUGGCUCAACCUAUAGAGUCCCAGAGCCAGGGUGUGACAGUCCGUAGCAGAUUGCUAAACUGUAUUUUAUAUGGAUAAUAUGAACACAGGCUACUCAGUUUUUUGACAGGCAAAAUCAGAGAAAAUGAAACAAGUGCUUUCUGGUCACUAAUCUGGAUAUGUGCGCCCUGCCUUUGCACGCCAAUGCUGAUGACUGGUCAUUGGUCAAAAGUCAAGUCAUGCAACUUUUUGGUUCUGAAGCACUGAUUAGAUGUUUUUGAAACAAGAAUUUGGUCCAAUGCUGUAGGACUGUGUUACUGACCUAAUCAAAUAAGAAAAGGUAUACAAAUAAAAUACAUGGUAGGAUAUAUGUAGCCUAUUAAAACAUGAAAAACUCACAACCCCUGUCUAGCUCACCUGACCUGAGUUGAUUGACAAUUUGCUGGUCCAAUCAGAGGGCCAAGUGUGCGUUUCACUAGCCAAUCUGUUGCAUGUUUCUUUUGCCAGCGUAAUGCUGCAGCUACUGUCUCUGGCUGCAUGGAGAGUAAUAAAGUGUGCCACAAAAUGAAUAACAAAACAUUACAAAACCUGGCCAGAUAAUUUAAAGUCAUCAGUCUCAAGUCAAAGUUGAGUCCCAAGUCUUGAGUUUCCAAGUCAAGUCUAAAGUUAUUUUAUUUUAUAUAAAGUCCAGUCUCAAGUCAUCAAAUUUGUGACUUGAGUCAGACUCAAGUCAAAGUCAUGUGACUCGAGUCCACACCUCUGUUGCUUUUCCCGUGAUGCAUAGCAUUAUCAAAACCAUUGUUCAUUAAGGCCCCCCAUAGGCACAUUCAAAUAUUAAGCUAAUGUACCUCAGUGGUGCCCACUUUAUCGUUGUCAAAACUGCAUAGGAUGCAAGUCCUAUUCCAGUGAUAUUAAACCAGGUUAGCCUCCCUCACUUCUGCCAUAUCAAGUUGCCAAAGGAUACUGUGGUGGGUCUAGUAUCACAAGUAAACUUGGUGACCUCGCUGACUGGGAAUACUUCCAGUUUUCACAUCAGAAUAUUUGCAUUAGACACUCAAAAAACCCUUGAAAUCCAAAUAGUGUAUAUGUUAAAAAAUAUUGGUUUUACUUAUCAUGUGACCAUCAAUCAGUAUGACUUGACAACACUCUGAAAAGCUAAUACACUCCUUUCUAUUGAAAAAAAAGACAAACAUGAGUGGAUAUAUGAGUUUGCCCAAUUUAUUCUAAGAAUGUAUCUCCUUUCACUAUUUUCAGUAGAGUACUGUGUACUCUUGAAAAUCUAAUUAUAACCAAGACUGAUGUGACCUGGGGGGCAAAACUAAAUAUAUCUGCUCUGUAACCUUAAACUCUGCUCCUUACUCAUUCUGUCUGGACUGAAGUGACGGUCAGGGCCCAUCCAGUGCUGAGUUCCAAGAACGGCUCUUUUUGGAAGUCAGCCACAAUAUAUUGUGUUGAUUCAGGACAUACUGUAUUUUGUAGUCUAAAACACAUCAUUUUCCUCUUUUUUAAUCAGGAGCCUGGCCUAUAAUAACCUGGGUACAUUACCCAAAGAUGUUUUCAAGGGCAUGGAUGCUUUGGCUAAAGUGUGAGUAUUUUUUUUCUUCUUCGCAUAACCAGCGGCUUAAUGGGCAACGUCACAAUCUAAAGUGUACUUACGUUAAACAAAAAAGUUUUCAUUUUCAUUCAAAAUAUUCAGGUUUUGAUUUAUGCAUACUUUGGUAACCUGUUUUACCAGGGAUCUGAGAGGGAACAACCUGCAAUGUGACUGCAAACUAAAGUGGCUGGUGGAGUGGAUGCAUACCACUAAUACGAUGGUUGAUCAGAUCCCCUGCAGUGGGCCCACGCUUUUCCAAGGGAAACUGAUCAAUGACCUUGUGCCCGGGUCUUUCGAUUGCAUAACUGCAGGUGAUUGGUGCAAUUCUUAUUUCACACCUUGCAAUGUUAAUCUCCUUAACCACUGCUGUCUCAUGAUAUUCAGUAGUGGCCAUUUCAAUGAAAUGCAAUACACAACAGACUCAGACUGCUAGUCAGGAUAAAGUGAAAAUGAUAACACUAAUACUGUAGAGCAGGACUGCCCAACCCUGUUUCUGGAGAGCUACCGUCCUGUAGAUUUUUUGCUCCAACCCUAAUCUAGCAUACCUGAUUCAAAUAAUUAGCAGGUUGAUAAAAUGAAUCAGGUUAGUAACACCUGGGGUUGGAGCGAAAACCAACAGGAGGGUAGCUCUCCAGGAACAGGGUUGGGCUACCCUGGUGUAGAGAUUGUACCUACAGUAGCCUACAGAACACUAAAACAGUAACCAAGGAAGAAUGCCAGUAAUGUUGCCUUCUCUGGUAGUGAUGUUAAUCCUUGUCAACUUCGACUUCAAGUCAUCUGCCCUGGUCUCUUUGUGUACCGCUGACCCAAUCUUCGGGCUACCCAAGAGGAAAUUCAGGCAAAAAGGAGUCAGAAGAGCGUGCAUCCUGGUGGGACUAAGGCGAAGGGAAAACCGGCCACCACUUCCCUUUCUACUAUUGGCCACUUAAUAAUAAGAUGGAAGACUGAUCACGGAUUUGCUAUCAACAGGACUCUCGUAACUGCAAUAUUCUGUUUUUCUGAAACAUGGCUUUCGGAUCCCCCACAGCUAUCCAACUCGAUGGAUUCUCCAUUCACCGAGCGUACAGGACAUUGGAUUCAGGGAAAUCCAGAGGAGGAGGAGUAUGUCUCUUCAUCAACAACAACAACCUAUUGUUCACCCAUCUUGGAAUUUCCACAAUGGUGAAAUGCCGACCCUUCUACUUCUUGAGAGAGUUUUCAUCAUGACUGCUGUAUAUAUUCCAGGACAACCACAACAACAAGCUGGCACUUAACGAACUGUACGAGGCUGCUUUUCUUGUUGCCUGUAAUUGUAUUUCCGCGUCACUAAGACACUUGAUUCCCAACUUCUAUGAACACGUCUCCUUUGCCACUAAGGGCGAUAAAGUCCUAGACCACUGUUACUCAACCCACAAGCAAGCAUACAAGGCCAUCCCUUGUCCCCCCUUAGGCAAAUCAGAUCAUGACUCUAUACUCAUGCUUCCUGUUUACAAACAGAAGCUCAAGCAGGAAGUACCUGUGACGCGUUCCGUAGAGAAAUGAUCCCCGAAGCGGAAGCUAUACUGCAGGACUGCUUUGCUGGAAUAUGUUUGGGGACUGCGCCGAUAGCAUCAACAGGCUAACCACCUCAGUCACCGGCUUCAUCAGGAAACGCAUCACAGACGUUGUCCCCACAGUGAAGGUUCGCUUCUUCCCCAAUCAAAAGCCCUGGAUUAACACUGAGGUAAGUGCUAAGAUAAAGGACAGAGCUAUCGCACACACAGGGCUAUCGCAGCCAACCCCAGCACUACGGCUGACACGAACGCGUACAAGAAGUUCCACUACGACCGCCGCAAAGCCAUCGAACAGGCAAAAGGACAUUAUAGGAAUCUGUUAUGAGAUCUUGUCAUAGUGUUGUGGGAACAAGGUUAAAUUAAUUAGAUAAGUGACUCUUGGUGACACAGAGUCUGAAUAACAAGGAUUCCAGUAUGUCAAGAAAGCUUACUGGUGUUUAUCUUAGAAUGAUUGAUAGAUGGGAUACACUGACUUGGGGUACAAGGUAAUACCAUCAAAGAAGGGAGUGCCCACUGAUGGUUAACGGAUGUUGUUGAAGAAACGUGUAGCAUGAAGUAUAUAAAUUGAGAGAUUUUCUUUGUCUAGUAGUUCGGAUGACAAGAGGCAAAGCAUGUGCCAUUUGUUAGACGAACCCGGUACUGUGUCUAUUCAAUAUUUGUAUCAACUCUCCAUCUAAGUGUUAAAUAUCUUCUUGCAUCAUGAAUUACUUGAUAUCCGAGAAACUCAUCAUAACAGAAUCCUAUUACACCGGCUCCAACACUCAACAUAUGUGGCAGGGGCUACAGUCCAUUACGGAUUACAAAGGAAGACCUAGCCGUGAUCUGCCCAACGAUGUCUCUCUACCAGACGAAGUCAAUGUAUUUUAUGCACGCUUCGAUAAAAACAACACUGAGUUGUGCAUGAGGGCCCCUGCCGUCCCAUAGGACUGGGUGAUCUCACUCUGAGGCCGACGUGAGUAAAGCUUUUAAUCUGGUCAAUACUCGCAAGGCCACAGGGCCAGACGGUAUUCCAGGGCGCGUUCUCAUAGCAUGUGCAGACCAGCUGGCAGGCAUCUUCACUGUCAUUUUCAACCUCUUCUUGUCCCAGUCUGUAAUCCCCACAUCUCGAGCUGACCACCAUCAUUCCUGUUCCCAAGAACUCUAAGGCUACCGCCCUGUAGCACUCACAUCUGUAAUCAUAAAACGCUUUGAAAGGCUGGUCAUGGCACACAUCAACUCCAUCAUCCCAGACACCUUAGACCAGGGGUCUCCAAAAGGUAGAUCACGAGCUACCAGUAGCUCGUAGCCCACCUAUGAGUAGCUCACCAAUCAAUUCUGAAAGUACAUGCAUUUUUUCAUGUGUUCCAUUGCAAACUGUCAUAAACAAAGCUCCCGGCUACUAUCCAAUCAAAGACACAUUGACAUUAUCCCACCCCUUGUUAGCCACUAUUGUCUUAAAAAGGCAAAUGUAACACAAUAUCUGCCACUUAAUUUCCAGCAAUAUUACCUCCGUCUGUCUGUUUGGUGCGGGCGUUUGUCUAUCAGUCUGUAUGUAGCCAGUUGCCCCAGUAUCUGUGCGUUGGAGACCUCUCUAACGCUCAGGAAGCUCAAUAGUAAGUUGAGACCCUGAUGGAGUUCCAAAAUAAUGAAAAAUAAGCGACUGCUUAUUUUGCUUAUGCCGGUAGCCGGCCCUGUGAAUGCCAAUGCCUCCUCCUCUCUUUCAUGUUGGCAAAACGGUCUAUGUGUCACGCCCUGGCUCUGGGGACUCUAGUAUGUUGAGCCAGGGUGUGAGUUUUCAUUUGUGUUACAUUCUAGUAUUGUUGUUCUAUGUUGGCCAGUGUGGUUCUCAAUCAGAGGCAACGUGAUUCAGCUGUUGCUUGUUGUCUCUGAUUGAGAACCAUACUUUAGCAGCCUGUUUCCCCACAGAGUUUGUGGGAUCUUGUUUCAAGUCUGUUUUUGUUCGACCGUGAACUGUCACGCAUCGUUUGUUGUUUUGAUCGUGUCUCGAAUUAAAAAAGUAUGUUUGCCUGCAACGCUGUGCCUUGGUCCUCAUCUUUGGUAGACGAUCGUGACAGAAGAUCCCACCUCGACUGGAUCAAGCAGCGUGACGAGGAGAGAGGAUGGACUUGGGAGGAGAUGAGUGCGAGUCUGGCAAGAGGGAUGGAGGCCUUGGCCACGGGUAGGAGUGAAGCCCAUACAUUUUUUAGGGGGGGGCUAACGCCGUGGACGACGGGGCAGCAGGAGGCCGCCAGGUUACGGGAGUCACUGGUCACCAGGGGGAAGGAGGAUGUAGAGGCACGGCGAGAGGUACUGGCGUGUGUUGCCAGUCCGGUCCGGCCUGUUCCUGAUCCCCACGUAGGGCCAGUGGUGUGUGUUCCCAGUACGGUCCGGCCUGUUCCUGCCACUCGCACCAAGUCAGUGGUGCGCUUCGUCAGCCCGGCACGGCCCGUUCCUGCUCCCCGCACCAAGUCAGUGGUGCGCGUCGUCAGCCCGGUCCGGCCCAUUCCUGCUCCCCGCACCAAGUCAGUGGUGCGUUUCGUCAGCCCAGCUCGGCCCGUUCCUGCUCCCCGCACCAAGUCAGUGGUGCGCUUCGUCAGCCCGGUCCGGCCCGCUCCUGCUCCCCGCACCAAGUCAGUGGUGCGUUUCGUCAGCCCGGCGCGGCCCGCUCCUGCUCCCCACACCAAGCCAGUGGUGUGUGUCGUCUGCCCGGCACGGCCCGUGCCUGUUCCCCACACCAAGUCAGUGGUGCGCGUCGUCAGCCCGGUCCGGCCCAUUCCUGCUCCCCGCACCAAGUCAGUGGUGCGUUUCGUCAGCCCAGCUCGGCCCGUUCCUGCUCCCCGCACCAAGUCAGUUGUGCGCUUCGUCAGCCCGGUCCGGCCCGCUCCUGCUCCCCGCACCAAGUCAGUGGUGCGUUUCGUCAGCCCGGCGCGGCCCGCUCCUGCUCCCCACACCAAGCCAGUGGUGUGCGUCGUCUGCCCGGCACGGCCCGUGCCUGUUCCCCACACCAAGCCAGUGGUGUGCGUCGUCAGUCCGGCACGGCCCGUGCCUGUUCCCCACACCAAGCCUGUGGUGUGCGUCGUCAGUCCGGCACGUCCCGUGCCUGUUCCACCGGUGCCUGGUCCGGCACCGGUCAGAUGCUUCACGCCGGAGCUAGAGCAACCCGCUCCACCAGUGUGCAGUCCAGCUCCGGCCAGCGGGGCCAGACCGGACCAGGGAUACUUUGGGGGGUUGGAGAGGGAGCGGGGAUCAGCUCCGGAGCCGGAUCCGCCGCCUAGGCGGAGUGCCCACCCGGUCCCUCCCCUGUGGUGUUUGGUUGGCGCGGUCGGAGUCCGCGCCUUUAGGGGGGGGUACUGUCACGCCCUGGCUCUGGGGACUCUAGUAUGUUGAGCCAGGGUGUGAGUUUUCAUUUGUGUUACAUUCUAGUAUUGUUGUUCUAUGUUGGCCAGUGUGGUUCUCAAUCAGAGGCAACGUGAUUCAGCUGUUGCUUGUUGUCUCUGAUUGAGAACCAUACUUUAGCAGCCUGUUUCCCCACAGAGUUUGUGGGAUCUUGUUUCAAGUCUGUUUUUGUUCGACCGUGAACUGUCACGCAUCGUUUGUUGUUUUGAUCGUGUCUCGAAUUAAAAAAGUAUGUUUGCCUGCAACGCUGCGCCUUGGUCCUCAUCUUUGGUAGACGAUCGUGACACUAUGACUGUCAGUACACACUGUUCGUUUUUGAUGUCCGAGACUAUGCUACCUGGCUAAAAUGCUUGCUAGCCUAACUUCCUCGCAGGGGCAACAAUGAACUAGCUAAGUUAGCUAGGUAACGUGAGCCAAUUUAGCUAGCUAGCUACUGCAGGAGGACAACAACAUGUCACAAGCAAACGAGAAACAGACUUUUUUCGGACAAUUACGUUUUCCUUUUGAUGUGAUUUGAUUGGUGUGAUGGCAAAUCCAAACUGGCCUGAUUGGCUGAUUACUUAAAUAAAGAAAUAUAAACGGAGGCCAAAUAUUCACUGCAAUCAAUCAAUCAAAUGCUAUGGCGGCAACAUGUCAUGCUCUUUUUGUCCAGACAGCAUCAGAUACAUGGGCUACACAUACUGAGAUAGAGGUGCGCCUUUUCCCUCUCGGAUGAUUUCUCCAAUGCGAUAGAUACAGCCACUUGCGAAUUGAAGGAAAAUGAUUAAAACCACAGAGAGACGAAAGAGAAAUUGUUUCAUAAUGUGUAUUGGUCAUCCAUGAAUAUAUGCCAUUGCUGACGACACGACGGUGGUGGGCCUGAUCACCAAUGGCGUUGAGACAGCCUACAGGGAAGAGGUCAGAUACCUGGCAGUGUGGUGGGGGACACCCUAUCCACAUCAACGGGGCCGCAGUGGAGAGGGUCAAGAGCUUCAAGUUCCUCGGUGUCCACAUGAUCCUCUCACACCAGCACAGUCGUGAAGAAGGAACGGCAGCGCCUCUUCUCCCUCAGGAGGCUGAAACGAUUUGGCAUGGCCCCAAAGAUCCUCAAGAACGUUUACAGCUGCACCUUCGAGAGCAUCCUGACUGGUUGUAUCACCGUCUGGUAUGCAACUGCACUGCCCUGGACCAGAAGGCCCUACAGAGGGUGGUGCAGACUGCCCAGCGCAUCACUGGGGGCGAGCUCCCAGCCAUCCAAGACAUACAUGCCAGGUGGUGUCUGAGAAAGGCCCAGAAAAUUGCCAAAGACUCCAGCCACCCGAGACAUGGACUGUUCAGGCGGUAACGGUGCAUCAAGGCUCAGACCAACAGACUCCUAAACAGCCAUUAGACUGUUAAAUGGCUAACAACUACUGCACUCCCUCUCCCACAGACUGUCCACACUGACUCUAUGCCCAUCCACAGGUCAUUACCCACUCAGACACACACACCUUCACUGUCAGUAUUACUCACAUGCGCACACACACACACCCAUUACUGACGCCACACACUUGCACCCACACACUCUCCCUCACACCUACGCUGCUGCUAAAAUGAUUAUUGAUUAGAUUUAUUACUACCAUUAUGCUGCUGUUAAUUGAUUACUGAUUGCCAUUACCAUUAGUUUUUAUCCUGCUACUGGUCACAAUUACUCCUGUUCACAUGUAUAUAUAUCACCAUUAGUAUAUUACCAUAAGUAUUUUUAUAUUCCUGCUACCAGUCACUUUUGAGCCCUGUUUACAUGUACAGUGCCUUCCGAAAGUAUUAAUACCCCUUGACUUAUUCCACAUUGUGUUGUGUUACAGCCUGAAUAAAAAUGGUAUUAAAUAUAUUUUUUUUCCUCACCCAUCUACACACACAAUACCCCAUAAUGACAAAGUGAAAACAUGUUUUUAGAAAUGUUAGCAAAUUUAGUGAAAAUGAAAUGCAGUCUUUCUGGGUAUGUCUAAGAGCUUUCCAACAUUUGCCCAUUAUUUUCAUAAUUCUUCAAGCUCUGUCAAACUGGUUGUUGAUCAUUGCUAGACAACCAUUUUCAGGUCUUGCAAUAGAUUUUCAAGUCGAUUUAAGUCAAAACUGUAACUCGGCCACUCAGGAACAUUCACUGUCUUCUUGGUAAGCAACUCCAGUGUAGAUUUGCCCUUGUGUUUUAGGUUAUUGUCCUGCUGAAAGGUGAAUUAAUCUCCCAGUGUCUGGUGGAAGCAGACUGAACCAGCACUGACGAAGGCCUGGUGGCCGAUACCUAAAGCUUAUUAAAGAGCAGUGAUACUAGCAAGAGCAGUGUGCCGGUUUCUUAUUUUUUCUCAUCUUAUUCAACUGUUACCAUGCACCUGCAAAAAAGAUACCUCAGAUGUGCAGGUGCCUUUUGAACUACAAUAUUGAUGAUCCGUCCUCAGUUUUUUCCUAUCACAGCCAUUAAACUCUAACUGUUUUAAUGUCACCAUUGGCCUUAUGGGGAAAUCCCAGAGCGGUUUCCUUCCUCUCCGGCAACGGAGUUAGGAAGGACGCCUGUAUCUUUGUAGUGACUGGGUGUAUUGAUACACCAUUCAAAGUGUAAUUAAUAACUUCACCAUGCUCAAAGGGGUAUUCAAUUUUUCUUCCACUUUGACAUUAGAGUAUUUUGUGUAGAUCGUUGACAAAAAAAUGACAAUUUAAUCUAUUUUUAUUUAACUUUGUAACACAAAAAACAUGGAAAAGUUCAAGGGGUGUGAAUACUUUCUGACGGCACUGUACUUGCAUUCUUGUGUUCAACUUACAUCAUACUUGUGUUUUUUUAUUCAAUUUUCUAUCAUCUAUAUUAUUAUUGCUGCAUUGUUGGGAAAUAGCUCUCAAGUAAGAAUAUCACUAUACUGUUUUACACUGGUUGUGCACGUGGUUUUUACAUUAAAACUGUUUUGUAUUGCAGAGUUUGCCUCUUAUCAGCCGCUGAUGUUUGAGUCCAUUUCAGUGGAGUCCUUUACCUUUGGCAUGGAUACAUUUGUUGUGUUUGCCCAGCCCUUUACUGGAACGUGCAUUUUCCUGGAAUGGGAUCAUGUUGAAAAUGUUUUCAGAACCUAUGACAGCAUUCAAAGUGAGCAAUGUUUGUUUUAUAUCACUAGAUGUCUAAAUGAUAUUUCAUGUGUGAAUAAAGUGUCAUACUAUAUCUUGUGGAUCCCAAAAUGUAUAGUUGCAUGUAUUUAGUGUUUCUCACAAAUAUUCACUUUAUGUUCCUAUGUUCUAAUACUUUGUUUUUGGUCAUUGUUUUACAGGUACAUCUACUGUAGUAUGCAAACCCAUGGUGAUUGAUAAUCAGCUGUUCAUAUUUGUAGCCCAGCUUUUUGGUGGCUCUCACAUUUACAAGCGGGACAUCUCAGCCAACAAAUUCAUCAAAAUCCAGGAUAUUGACAUCCUGAAAAUCAGGAAACCUAAUGACAUUGAGACUUUCCUCAUAGACGGUGAGUCCUUCUUCGUGAUCGCAGACAGCUCCAAGGCCGGUUCUACCACAGUGUACAAGUGGAACGGCAAUGGGUUCUACCCUAACCAGUCCCUCCAUCUCUGGUAUCGUGACACAGACGUGGAGUACCUAGAGAUCUCUGGUAAGCCCCAUCUCAUCAUAGCCAGCAGUUCCCAGAGGCCUGUCGUCUACCAGUGGAGCAAGAGUCUGAAGCAGUUCGACAGGCGCACUGAUAUCCCCGAAAUGGAGGACGUGUUUGCGGUCAAGCACUUCAAGUUGAAGAGUGAACUUUUCAUCUGCCUGACGCGUUUUAUCGGGGACUCCAAGGUGAUGAGGUGGGACGGCGCCAUGUUCAAAGAGGUACAGACAAUGCCUUCGCGGGGCUCCAUGGUGUUCCAGCCAGUCUCCAUCGGCAACUGGCAGUACGCCAUCCUCGGCAGCGACUACUCCUUCACGCAGGUCUAUCAGUGGGAUUUGAAGAGAGGCCAAUUUGUUCACUUCCAGGACCUGAACAUCCAGGCGCCAAGGGCAUUCUCUCUGGUGUCCAUUGACAACAGAGAGUUUCUGCUGGCCUCCAGCUUCAGAGGGAAAACUCAGAUAUACGAGCACCUAAUGAUUGACCUGAGUAAUAAUUAAUUAAUGAAAACAAUUAAGGAGUGUGUAGAUGAUAAAUGCAGUAGCACUGAACACUGGAGGGGAUGACUAUACUGGAUUCCUGAUGAAUGCCUUGCUAGAAACACCUACUGUAUCCCUUUCUUUCACAGCACUCUCCUAUUUUCUUCCUCGUAGACAAUGCAAUUGUUGAUUUACAGCAACUAUGCACUACACUACAGUAAUACCUGUGCUUUAGAUAAACUUAAGAGGUAAAAGCAAAUAAUGAGAAUACAUUAAAAUGUAAUUCAAAUGUUAAAUCUAACAUUUAAUUGACAAUUUUCCAAAUAAAAUGUUUACAUUUUUAUAACGAGUCAAAUAAUUUAUACGAGACAGCAUUUUGUAUGUAGAGGGGACCACUCCAAUCAUGUUAUGUCUUUCAUAUGGAGCUAGUUUUAGAUUUUGAAAUUACAUUUUGAAUUUAACCUAAUGUAGGCCAAGCUAUGUAACUGCAAUACUACAAACAACUUGUAUUCUAACCUGUAGUAAGUGUAUUUUGUUUUUAAUUUAGCUAUAUUUUAUGUAUAGUAGGCUAGUAAUAAACACAUUUCAU
Coregonus sp. 'balchen' is the source of this 18898-nucleotide messenger RNA. Lineage: Eukaryota; Metazoa; Chordata; Actinopteri; Salmoniformes; Salmonidae. The record is from the annotation of a GenBank genome assembly.